CUUUGGGUCUGCAUCAGGCUGAGAUGUCGUAGGCUGUAGGCCUAUGGUGUAUCAUAGUUUUCAUGGUUUAAAGUCGAUUAUUUUCCGCCUUCAAUAUGUUUCCAUCUUGUUAUUCUAAGACCACGAAAGGAGCCAAUGCAAACACGUCUGUCACUAAGGUGGUCGUGGGAGUGUUCGUCGUGUAUGUACUGCAUACCUGCUGGGUCCUUUAUGGAUUUAUUUAUACAAAACCCUGUGACUCCAACAGAGGUGACAGCUGCAUUUCCCCAUUUGUUGCUGAAAAUUCUCAGCUCAGCAUUUUCUCAACAUUAGAUCCCAGCGAUGUACAAGGACACAAACUGCUCCAUCAGGAAAACGAGUUUCAUAUCCUCACUAAAUUUGAGAGAAAAUUGAAUGUGUCACUCCCAGAGGCAGCCCGAAGCAAUGGACCUCUGUUUGCAGUAAUAUAUGUGCACAGUGGCAAAGGCCCCCCCUGGGAGGAUAGCCAGCAUGUGAGCUAUGUUACCAGACUCACCUCCCAAACAACACAUUAUCCGCCUAAGACGACCACCAGCCUGAAUGGCCAUACUGCACAGGACACAGACGAGCUGCCGCAGCCAGCUCCUGGCUCUGUGCCAACUGCACCUGUCUCCCACUGGCACUCGCGGCUCAGCCUCAGCAUCAUGGCAGAGUUCAGCUUCAGCAAAGGGGGUGUGCCAAGUGAUGUGCGUCGCUAUUUGAAAGUGGUGGAAGAAGGGAAGAAGAAGAUGUACCUGCCCCUGAUGGUUGUUGAUGAGUUACAGAUCAGAAUGAGGGACUUCAUUGAGAUAAAUGAGUCUACAGCUGAGGUCCAUUUAACAGUAAACUACGAAAAUAUCUCUCUGAGGAAGUUCAGAUUGCGGAGCCAUUUGAGAGAUGUAAUUUAUUCUCUGAAACAAUUUGGGUUUACAGAGCACCAGGUCGAUGAAAUCAAAGGUGUGAUUACGGACACAAACGGAUACGUAUUGGCUUUCACCAUUUUUGCAGCUAUACUUAAUCUUCUGUUUGAGUUUCUCGCUAUUAAAAAUGACUUCAGCUUCUGGAGGAAGAAGACGACCAUGGCCGGCAUGUCUAAAAGAUCAGUGCUGUGGCGCUGUUUCAGCACGUUGGUCAUUUUCCUCCACCUGCUGGGGGACCAGAAGGGCUGGCUGCUGCUGAUACCCACUGGAGUGGGUGUGGUGCUGGAGCUCUGGAAACUUAAGAGGGCCUUCAGCAUUCAGGAUGACAAAUUUGAAGAACUAGAGAGAGUAACCUCAGGCUAUGAUUCACAGGGAAUGCGAUUCCUUUCAUAUCUGCUGUGUCCACUUUGUGUCAGUGGAGUUACCUACUCAUUCUUAUACGUGAAGAACAAAAGUUGGUAUUCUUGGUUUAUCAGCAGCCUUGUUACAGGAGUAUACGCCUUGGGCUUUCUCUCUGGAUUUCCUCAGCUUUAUGUGAACUACAAGUUGAAAUCAGUUGAACAUUUGCAGUCUUCAAUCUAUAUGUACAAGGGGAUGAGUACCUUUCUCAAUGACAUCCUCAGCACCAUCCUCACGGUGCCAUCACACCCUCUGGCCUGCUUCAGGGACGAUGUCAUCUUCCUCCUUCACCUCUACCAGAGGAGGCUGUACCCUGUCAGAAAAACACGUGGUCGAGAAUAUGGAGUGAGCUGCAGGCAGAGACUGAAAGGGAAGCCCCAUGAGGACUGAGUGUCCCCAGACAAGCAGAAGGAGGCCACGCUGGAGCUCGACUGUUCAGGGUCUUUGAAGAAGCACGACUGGAGUAGGGAGCCCGAGCAAGUUGCCUGUAUUGAUGUUCCAGAAACGUCUUGCCCUAGCAUGCUGUUCUGGAAACAUUUUUUUUGUCUUGUUAGUUCAGGUUUCAGGUAUCAUUUAUAUUUAAAAUAAUAUUUUAAAUAAAUAAACAUGACAUAGUUUCUUCAACAUGCUUUCUGUAAGUUGAUGACAACCCUGGCCAUCUGACACAACUGAACUGCAAAUGCAAGUUUAUUUUUACAUUUUAAUUCAUUUCAAAAUUAAAAAAUUAAACAUUCUCUCUAAAUCCAUUUAAACUGUUAUUUGGCAGUGAUUCCUAUUCAUGCAUAAUGUUCUUCUCAUCUGAAUAAAUAAAAUCUGGAGUUUUCCUCAUGAGAUA
Molecule: messenger RNA, 2151 nt
Organism: Sardina pilchardus (European sardine)
Lineage: Eukaryota; Metazoa; Chordata; Actinopteri; Clupeiformes; Clupeidae
Product: lipid scramblase CLPTM1L-like
Exons: 17
Coding region: 96-1706 (536 amino acids)
Cellular component (GO): endomembrane system; membrane
Source: RefSeq, a predicted model, not a curated record